Molecule: messenger RNA, 3949 nt
Organism: Cuculus canorus (common cuckoo)
Lineage: Eukaryota; Metazoa; Chordata; Aves; Cuculiformes; Cuculidae
Gene: KIF25
Product: kinesin family member 25
Exons: 15
Coding region: 63-1829 (588 amino acids)
Biological process (GO): microtubule-based movement
Molecular function (GO): microtubule binding; microtubule motor activity; ATP binding
Source: RefSeq, a predicted model, not a curated record
UUUUCAUUGGGCGAGGGGCAGCGACCAAGGCAGAUCCCUGAGCGGGCUCGGCGCGGAGGACGAUGAGGCCGCGGCGCGGGCUCGACCCGGGCUCCGUCUGGGCGCAGCGGCUGCGGCAGCUGGAGCAGCGCCUGCGCGCCAAAGAAGAAAGAAUAGUUGUCCUGGAAACUGAAAAUGCUGCUCUUCACCUAAAACUUGCAGAGUAUCAAGGGUUGGCUGGAAGAAGCACUAGUGAAGUAUUGCAGCUCUAUUCUGCUCAUGGCCAGCAGCAGAAAUUGCAGAGGACUUCUGUUGUAACACAGCUGCAUGGAACAGUAAAGAGGCUGAAGCAAGACCUGAAAAGACUCCGUUCAUUUGUUCUUGAACUUUCAAAAGAUUUUCAGCGUCAAAGCAAGACUUAUCUUUACCAAAUUUUAACAGCAGUCCAAGGGAUACAGCUGGAAAAUGAAGCAAUGCAAAUGUUUCAGAUAAAAGCUUUUGAUCUCGAGCAGUCUCUACAAGAGGUGACAGAGAGAUAUGAAAAAGAAAAGCAAAAGAGGAGAGCUCUACAUAACAGCUUAGUUGAACUGAGAGGAAAUAUCAGAGUCCACUGCAGGAUCCGACCAUUACUACCGUUUGAUGCUGCUUCUGGACAUUCAAUAUCAGAAGACAGACAAAGAAACUUUCCAGAGAAAGUGGCAUAUGCAGCUGAUGAUGAAACUGUCCUCAUAAAGUGCAGCCGUCCUGGUCAUGCAUCAAUAAACAGGACUUUUCAGUUCGAGAGAGUUUACAAUGCUUUGGAGUCUCAAGACAUAGUAUUUGCGGAUGUGGCCCCUUUACUAACAUCUCUUCUGGAUGGGUACAAUGUGUGUAUCAUGGCUUAUGGGCAAACUGGAAGUGGGAAGACAUACACAAUGUUGGGACCACAGUUAGAGGAGAACUUCGCAUUCUCCAUAGAAGAUGAAUCAGAACUUGGAAUAAUUCCUCGAGCUACCCAAGAAGUAUUCAGGCUUCUUUCAGAAAAACCACCAGGAAGUUACUGGGUUGAGGUUUCUGUUGUAGAAGUGUAUAACAAUGAAAUUUUCGAUCUUUUGGCCAAGGACAAUUAUGGAAAAGUAUUUGGUGUCAAACGCGAGGUUGUCACAACCAGAGAAGGAAAGAGUGAUGUUCCAUUGCUUAUGCAUGAGACUGUUGAAAAUGCAGCUGAGUUUUUGCAUUUAGUCAACAAAGGCGUACAGCUGAGAGUCAGGCACCCAACUCUGGUGCAUGCUCAUUCCUCUCGUUCUCAUCUGGUAGUUACAUUGACCAUAAACACAAUCAUCUCUGGAGAUAACUUUGGUACUUCAUGGGAAGAUGAACAAACCAGUCAGAGACUAAAUAAAGAGGUUUCCUGCACCUUUCCACAAAAAAUGAGAGAGAAUAAAUCCACCUCUUCUUCCAGAGCCUCCUCGCCAACACAACUUGAAGCCACCGAGAAACUGAAGAAAGUCAAAACUAGAUUGCAGCUGGUGGAUCUGGCUGGUAGUGAGUGUGUUGGUAUGUCUGGAGUGACGGGUGCAGCACUCAGGGAGACAUCAUAUAUUAACCGCAGCUUGUCUGCCCUAGCAGACGUUCUGGGAGCAAUAGCAGAACAGCGAUCUCAUGUGCCAUAUCGAAACAGCAAACUUACACAUUUGCUUCAGGACUCUUUAGGCGGUGAUGCCAAACUACUGGUGAUGCUGUGCAUCUCUCCUGACCAGAAAUACUUAACGGAAUCAAUGCAGACUCUGGGAUUUGGAACUCGUGCUCGACAAGUUCAGAGAGGACAACUCAAGAAAAAAAAUUUCCCAGUUCCGAGCAAAGCAAAAUAAAACCUUAGACUCCUGUGGAUUAAAGUAUUAUUAAUGAGUUCCUCAGACUGAAAUGUACAUUGUUGUCCUAAAGCCCUUUUUCUAGAUAUCAACUGCCAGGCAAAAUAAACUAUCUUCAACAUGGCAUUAGUAAGCCAUAAACUGCUGAUAAAGUUCUUGCUCCAAAGAUAAUGCAAGUAUUGACAACAGCUACCAGCCAUGGUGGAAUGACAUAGAAAUAAAUCAGGCUUUUUUAGGAAAGCUACUUGAAGACAUGUUUUUUGUGAUACGUUUCCUUUGGGCAAGUAGAACUAAGUCAACAGAGCUGUGAUUUAGGAUGGCUCACUUCUGACAGGCCCAGGGUGCAUUCUGUUCUGUCAGUUGAAGGCAGAAGUCUGAGUAUCAUUCCAGUGCCUCCAAGCAGCAAAUGAAAUAAUUCAUCCCACCUUGGAUUAAUAUGAGACUUGUUCUCUGUUUUUAGGUAGGAAAUAAUGGCACUAGUGAGAUGGAGAAAAAGGAGUAAGGGUAUAUCUGCUAUCCCUCUGGAAUGUAGUUCAGGGAGCAAAAGAAGGAUUAUAAAACAUUUUGAAAACACACUUGGCUUAACUGGUUGCAGCAAAUCCCAGCUCCGCUGAGUUCAUCAAGACUAUAGCUUUGCCUGUUUGGGGUGGGUUUUGUUUUUUCUUUGCUCCAUGAGUGCUAAAAGGCCCUGACCUUCAGAUCUGAACAGCAAAUGGGACCUAACUUGUACAACUGUUUUAGUAGAAGUCUGGCUUGUUAUUUCACUUGCAUUUCUGAAACAAGUUAAAACACAUCUCAGCCUUGAAGAUGUGCCUGCACAUUAGGAAAGGUUAACUACAUCCUCAUGCUUUGCAUCCAUUACAUGAAUAAAAUACCAAAAAUGAACUUGUGAUGUGAUGCUUGUCAUCUUCAAGAGGCUUUCACCGUCUUACACUAAUGUUGAGACAACUUCAUGCAGGGCUUGUGAAUAAGGCUACACUGGAGAAGUUGCAAGGAAAUUUAAGCAAUGUUAGAGAUGAGAAUCGGUCCUGAGAUACGUAGUUGAGUUCAGAUAACAUCUGGUGUGUUCUGUGCAUUGUGUUACUGCUCAGUGGAGGCCUCAGGAUCCACUCUGAAUUUUUACCUCCAGCACCAACUCUGUGUUGUAGCCUGGGAGAGGUCAUUGGUAGGUCACUGCAAGAAGGCUUAAAUUGCAGUGGUCUGCCCAAAAGGCUGGAGUUUAUAGUACUCGAGUCACUUAACCUUCACAAGCAUAAAUAUUUAUCUAGAGAUUAUAUAGCAUACUAUUAUUGGAAUUUCACCCUUGAAUAUAUAACAGCUGCUGUGUUGCAUGCAGUGCUCUGGUGCUCAGAACAUUAACACUGUGACCAGAGAGCUGUAAUAAUACUUGUUUUCCUAAAAAAUGUCAUGAGGUUAAAAAUGCCUUAACUUUACCUGAUUCCGGGAGUAAUAGAUGGGUAGGAAAAGGAUCCGGACACAGGACCUUAAGAAGCUGAAUGAUCACUAAAGCAAUCUUAGUUGAGAAAGUGUUAGAACAAGGAAUGUUAAGCCUAGUGAAUGAAAGGCAGGAACAGUCAGCUUCAAGCACAUCUUUGCCUCCUGUCUCCUAGGCUACUAAAGCAGCCUGGAUUAGACCUCUAAAAGAGUUUAAGUGACAAGGGAGGGCUAGCUGACAGCAUUUUUAAGUAAGUUCCUCUAGUAUUUUUAAGGAUUUGGCAUUCUUUAGUGUUACAUGGAACUGUAAUUUGUCGUGAACUGCAUUUUCUUUUCUGGAGCUUCUCUUUGAAACUUGGCAUUUAUUUACAAUCUGUGUGGUAGGAAAAAGCAGCAAUACUUAUUGUUAGGGCUCAAAAAUAAAUCCCUCAAAUAUCAGAAGUUUAAAUUUCUUCAUUAGCACUAAUUCUGCCAAAUUGUGCAUACGCAGGAUUCCCUAUUCCUGUUUUCCUUGUCAGCCUAGCAUAUCACUUCCUGGUUAACCUACACAAUGAACUGUACAGGAAAUGCAGGGCAGCAAAUUUAACAUUUUGCUUUAAGAGCCUUCAGGCUUUGUAUUUCCUGGGCUAGAGAGAUGUGAUUGCUCAAUCCCAGUCUACCCAGUAAGGGUAAACUAUGUGAGGGUU